GAUGUGAAUGGAUCCAAAAAUAAGUGAAAGGGAGGUGGUACUUUGAGAGAAGGCAAAGAAAGGUAGUCUUGUGGCUAUUGUCAGGCAAUUCACUCUGAGAUGGAUCAGACCCAAUUGUCCAUCCAUAGAUGCAAUGUAAUGUUAAUAGUCCCCACACCCUCUCUUUAUAGGUCCCACCAUACCCUUCUCCAUUCAACUUCUCUUCUUCUUCAAUUCAAUUCACUUCACAACUCACACUCACUUAUUUUUCUCUACUUUCUACAACUUCAAAACACACACACACACACAAAAACAUAAAAACACUUCAAUUCACACUCAAAAUUAUUCUCUCUAAUUAGCUUCAUGGACAAAAAAAACAUUGAAAGAGAAACACAUGACUUAAUGAAUGUUGAGUCAUUCUCCCAACUUCCCUUCAUCCGCCCUCCACCCACCAUCAAAGAAAAAGGCAUCCGUCUCUUCGGCAUCGAAUUCGGCGCCACCACGGAAGAUAACAACGAUGACUCCGAGUCGCCGGAAACAACUACCAACAACAACAUUAACACAUUUGAAGUUGAAAACAAUAACAAAGACAACAACAAUGAAAACAAUAGAAGAUUUGAAUGUCAUUAUUGUUGUAGAAACUUCCCAACUUCACAAGCUUUAGGUGGUCAUCAAAACGCACACAAAAGAGAACGUCAACAUGCUAAACGACAACACCUUCAAUCAACUAUGGUACAUGCUACUACUUUCUCUGAUCCACAUCUUUAUCAUCAUCAUCAUCAUCAACAACAACAACAACAACAUCCUCUUUAUAGAUUCACAUCAUCAUCACCAUCAUCAUUAUCAUCAUCCCCUUCUUAUCCAACAUGGAACACAAACUCAUCUAAUUCAGCUGGUGCAAGAUUUUAUAGCCAUCCAACUUCUUACUCUCAUCAACAACCUAUUAAUGGUAGUCCUUUAGCUUUUUGGCGUAUUCCGAAUAGCGCCGUUCAGAGUAACCCUAGUUUCAACCAUGAACGCCCUCUACCUAUGCUUGCUUCCAAGGAAAGAGCGAAUUCGUCGCACGGUGCUCAUGGAGUAUCUUCUUCUUCUUCUGCUUCCCAUAAUCGCUAUGUUUAUGACUCUAAACGUAGCGACCAUGUUAGUUUGGAUCUUCAUCUCUAAAUUAUAUAACCAAUUUUGGUUAUAUAAUAAUAGAUGAAAAUCCUAUUUAUUAUAAAUUAAGCUUGGUAAUAACAUGUUAAUUAUUCAUACAUAUAGUAUUAGUGUCAGUCAGCAAAAUAACUUAUGAAUUGAUUCAACUAAGCUACUUUGAGCAGCUUUGAGGAGUAUAAUAUAUAUAUGAAAGAUGAGAGAUUUCUUCCCUUUA
Messenger RNA from Trifolium pratense (red clover), 1348 nucleotides. RefSeq names its product zinc finger protein 8. Lineage: Eukaryota; Viridiplantae; Streptophyta; Magnoliopsida; Fabales; Fabaceae. Gene Ontology annotation, molecular function: DNA-binding transcription factor activity. The record is from RefSeq and is a predicted model, not a curated record. The transcript has a single exon. Bases 343 to 1143 code for a protein of 266 amino acids. Gene Ontology annotation, biological process: trichome morphogenesis; response to gibberellin; trichome differentiation.